This is a messenger RNA of Hemicordylus capensis (graceful crag lizard), 4606 nucleotides long. It is a transcript of the gene DMPK, whose product is annotated as DM1 protein kinase. Gene Ontology annotation, cellular component: cytoplasm; cytoskeleton. The coding region runs from base 1022 to 3256 and encodes 744 amino acids. Gene Ontology annotation, molecular function: ATP binding; protein serine/threonine kinase activity. The transcript is spliced from 15 exons. NCBI's taxonomy places the organism in Eukaryota, Metazoa, Chordata, Lepidosauria, Squamata, Cordylidae. Gene Ontology annotation, biological process: peptidyl-threonine phosphorylation; actomyosin structure organization. The record is from RefSeq and is a predicted model, not a curated record.
CAUAAGAAGAGCUUGGCUGGUUUACCCGGCUGCUAAAUACACAAAAGCCUAGCUGGAUCACCGAAGGCCCGUCCUGUCUGCCUUUCACAACCUCCUCUGCUGCUGCCCCUCCCCAGCAGGUGGCAUUUAUAGGUAGACCCCCUCUGGACAUGGAGGUUCCACAUAGCUGUCAUGACUAAAAGCCAUUGGUAGACCUCUCCUGCAUGGCCUCUAUCUAAGCUGGGGCCAUUGCCACACCUCGUGGCAGCAAAUCCCACAUAUGAAUGAUAUGUAGUGGUGUUGCUUGGCAGUCUGCAUAUGUUCAGAGGCACUCUUGUCCCAGGAUGGAAUCCUGAGCAAGAAAACAUAUCCCCAGGCUGAGCAAGGUUCUUGUUGAGUUCUGUAUCCCUAGCUUCCUGAAACAGAGGUUUUAUUUCUUAUACUAUUACAAAUAUUCAUUUCCACCCAAAGCCGCACAAGAUCUUCAGACAUUAACCCUAACCGGCCCCAUGUAUUGCAAAAUGCCUGGCACACCGAAAACCCUCCUCCACGCAUUGUGGGCCACUCUUCCCAUGUGGCGUUUUCGCAUACACUCAGGUUGCCAUAUAUUCUUUAUAUGCGGUGUGUGUAAGCGGGGGUCACACAUGACAAUUUACAUGGAGGCUGUGUUGGAGCUUCUGCGUGGACAUAUUUCUCGUAUGGGUUUUUUUGGUAACAAGUUGUAGCUUCUCAGUCUCCUGUCCCCUCACUUGCUUCUCCGCAGCAAGUGCCUCUCAUUUCAAAGUAUGUUUGCCCCUAAUUAACUCUCCCUUAAUGGCCUGCUGCAUUGACAUUUGCAGUAUUUGCCAAUUCCGAGAAGGCACUGAAGUCAUGUCUUUAUUUGGAGGUGCAGAGCGAAGAUCCCUUGUGUAUGGAUUAGUUACAGCCCAUUCACGGCUGCAGUCCUAACCCUGUUUACUUGUGAAGAAAGCCCCACUGAAAUCAGCGAGGCUUACUUCUGGGUAAAGGCUGUUCCAGAGGUGGAGUUUCCUUCCAGGCUUCAAUGCAUGUUGGUGAGCAAGAGGAGAGUGCCACUGGUCCGGGGCCCGUCUUGAAAUCACCUUUUGACCUGCUGCUGCGUGGCGGAGUUUGCCCAGAUGCCCCCUGGCUGCUAGGCAGCAGCAAGGCCUCUUCGUCCCCGCGCCACUCUGGAGCAGCCUGCGGACCUAAAGCAGCCGGGUUGAUCUCCCAGGAAGGAGAUGGCCGUGCCCCCCACGGGGCAGGGGGGUGCCCGCCUGGCGUAGGGGACUCCGACCCCGAGGGCUCCAGCCAGCCGUCGCUGGAUGCGGCCGGAGACACCGCAGCCGCUGGGGUGGCUGCCGACCCCCAGGUGCUGCCCGCCAUGGCCGCCGAGGUGCGCCUGAAGAAGCUGGAAGAGAUGGUGCUGGACCAGAGAGUCGUGGGCUUGGAGAGCCUGGUGGACCUUCUGCUCUGCGUGCAUCACGAGCUGAGCACAUCUCCUCUGGCCCAGGAAAAAUACAUCAUGGAGUUCUUGCAGUGGGCGGAGCCCGUGACCUCCAGACUGAAAGAGCUGCGGCUGCAACGGGACGAUUUUGAGAUCCUAAAAGUGAUUGGCCGAGGAGCCUUCAGCGAGGUGGCGGUGGUGAAGCUGAAGCGGACGUCGCAAGUGUACGCCAUGAAAAUAAUGAACAAGUGGGACAUGCUGAAACGCAGUGAGGUUGCCUGUUUCCGGGAGGAGCGGGACGUUCUGGUGAAUGGAGACAAACGCUGGAUCACGCAGCUGCAUUUUGCUUUCCAGGACGAAAACUACCUGUAUCUGGUGAUGGACUACUACGUUGGGGGUGACCUCUUGACCCUGCUGAGCAAAUUCGGGGACCGCAUCCCUAUGGAGAUGGCCCGGUUCUACUUGGCUGAGAUGGUGAUGGCCAUCGACUCCAUCCACCGCAUGGGCUAUGUGCACAGAGACAUCAAACCGGACAACAUCCUACUUGACCGAUGUGGGCACAUCCGACUCGGGGACUUUGGCUCCUGCCUCAAGCUCCGUGAAGACGGAACGGUCUGCUCUUCUGUGGCCGUUGGCACGCCAGAUUACCUCUCCCCUGAGAUCUUGCAAGCAGUGGAAGAUGGAACUCAUUCCUACGGCACCGAGUGCGACUGGUGGUCACUGGGGGUUUUUGCCUACGAGAUGUUCUUCGGCCACACGCCCUUCUUUGCUGACUCCGUGGUGGAAACCUACGGCAAGAUCAUCCAUUUCAAAGAGCAUUUCCAGUUCCCGCUGUCGGCACCGGAGAUCCCCCCAGAAGCCCAGGCCUUGAUCGAAGGGCUGAUCAGUCCCCGCGAGACUCGGCUGGGGCGGAGUGGGGUCCGGGACUUCCACGAGCACCCCUUCUUCAUUGGGGUGGACUGGGAGAGCCUGCGGGACUGCACGCCACCCUUCGCGCCCGAAUUUGUCAACGCCACCGACACCUGCAACUUCGAUGUCGUGGACGACUGUCUCACUGACAUGAAUGAGCCGGAGGAAAGAGGCCGCAGCGACAUCAGCAUGGAGAUCAUCGACUGCCCCAGGAGGACCCCGUCGGGGGAGCAGAUGCCUGAAGACCCCCCCGAGGAGCUGGCCUGCAAGCUGCCCGACGGGCAGAAGCCGGACCUCGCCACUUUCCUGGAGCUGCAGUCGGCGCUGGAAGCAGAGCUGAGGAGCCGGGAGAUGCUGUGCCAGGAGCUGAGCAUGGUCAAGCUGGCCAACCAGACCUUUGCCAGCCAACUGGAGGAAGCCGGGACCCGCAACUUGGAACUGGAAGCGCAAAUCAAACGCCUGGAGGAGCAGAUUGAAGGGAUGAAGCCCCUCGGCGAGGAAGCUGCUCUGGGGUGGAGCCCUCGUUGGCCCCCCAACCACACCCACCCUUUCUUGUGCUGCGUGGAGCACCCGGCUCAUGCGGCACCAUGGCAUCUCGGCUCUGUGAAUACCCGCUUGUGGUGCCUCUGUACCGGCACCUGCUGCUCUUUUCCAGGGUACAUAGGCCCUGCAUUGUCAAGGUGGGAUACCUGCUUCUGUGCACCGGCGGAUUUGUACGGGAGGCCUCUGCCCAGAGUCUGGUGGAAGUGGUUUGAAUGCUGCCGGGCGUGCAGCUGGGCAUGCCUGCCACUGCUGAGGCCACGUUUCUGGUGGAGCCCUGCUGGGCACGUGGCCUGGGAGAGGGGGAGAAGCCCAGUCCCCAGCAGCCAGGAGGGACCUUUGGCAUCCAGACACGGAGGGAACAGCGGUCAAAUCGCAGACUGAAUGCUUCCUGGCCGGCCUCUUCCCCAGGCUCCCUCCUCCCUGCCCUCUCCUCACCCGCAGCCUUCACAGCAGAAAGAUGGUGCCACUGCACAACCACACCCCGCCCCCCCAUCUCUCGGACUUCAAGGGAUUCUCUAGUGGGGGGGUGGAGAGCUCAGAGCUGGCAAGAAAAACAGGCAGAGGUCCCCACGGCCACCUGCGCACUAUUAGACCACUCCCCGUCGAGCCAGUUCUUUCUUUUAGCACCUGCCCUUCAGCCCCAGGCCACACACCCCUCUGCAGGCAUCCCAGCUGUGAUGAGCCCCCCCCUUCUCAGAGUGUGUGUGUGUGUGGGGGGAACCGCUCCCCGGCUCCAGCUGGGAAGAAAACGCUCUUCGCGCCAACAUACCACUGACUUUCAACACACCGUUCUCCAAGUGACAACUGCAGCAGGAUGGCAGCUCUCCGGGGCUUCUCCAGGAGUUUGGGUUGAAGGCCAUGGCUGCUGGGGGCGAGAGCUGGCUGCUGUCUCCUCUGGGGGGAGAGCCAGCGGGAAGGCUGCCCCUCGGAGGACGUGGGCCCUGACGCCCCGUGGCUGCUUUGCAGGAAGACACUGUGCUAUGAAGCCCGGCAGAAGAGGGCUCCUCCGCCAGGCCUGGCUUCCUGACGUCAGCCUUCAGAGAUCCCCAGAAGCCGGAGCUGCCACUCAAGGGUUGCCCAGCUCAGCGGCAGGGCCUGCAGACUGGGGGGGCCGGGCCCCCCUCCUCCUCCUGGAGGACUUCCCAGAAUAAACUGGAGGUGUGGGCUGUAACCGGCAUUGUGGGAGGAAGCAUGGGCCACUCAGGGUUUGGGCUACAAGACCUGGGCACGGCCUUGGACGAGGUGAAAACGCUUGCUUGGCAGCGACUAGGGAGGGGGGCGACUCUUGUGCCAACACUGACUUGUACCUGCACUUCCACACAGCAGACACCAGGCGGCAGCACCAAACCUUUCUUGCUCCACACGGCAACACACACCUGGUUCUUUAGUAAUUUAUUUGGAAUGGUGGCUGGUGGCGUUCAUCUUGCUCCCUCAAGCAGGAGAGAUACCUGUGGAAGGUGUGUGCGCCUGCUCCUACGAGGAGCACACAGGACAAGAUUUGGCUGGGGAGGGGGGCAAAUUGUGCUAGUUUGAGGUUUUUGCACUAUGUGCCCCUUGGUCUGCGUCUCUCUCUCUCUCCACCUUUCUCCCCCCCACUGUAUUUAUUAUUCCUCCCCCCACCUUGUGUAAUAUGGUACAUUGGGUUUAAUGCAUGAAAACACUGUACAUUUGUGAAAAUGUGAGUUAAGGAGGCUCCCUCUUUAGAGAUGAAAUAAAGUCAGACUAUUCCAA